Molecule: messenger RNA, 1047 nt
Organism: Fusarium pseudograminearum CS3096
Lineage: Eukaryota; Fungi; Ascomycota; Sordariomycetes; Hypocreales; Nectriaceae
Exons: 5
Coding region: 1-1047 (348 amino acids)
Biological process (GO): proteolysis
Molecular function (GO): metalloendopeptidase activity; zinc ion binding
Source: RefSeq, a predicted model, not a curated record
AUGACUUCAGAUUUCCUCGGCGGCCACCAUUGUGCUCAGAUGCCAUUGAAGUCAGGCGAGGAUCGCCUUGCUCUUGAGAAGGAGUACUACUGGCCGAAUGGAUCGGAGAUUGUUGUCAACAUGUGGGGGCAGAGCGAUUUCGUUCGCAGCAAGGUCAAGCAGUUUGCGGAAGAAUGGACUCGCUAUGCCAACAUCACCUUCAAAUGGAUGGAGCGCGACGCCCCAGGAGACUCCGACAUCCGCGUCUCUUUUGACCGAGAUGGCUACUGGUCUUACAUCGGCACCAAUUGCCAUAAUGCCGGCCAGGACCAGCCAACCAUGAACUAUGGUGGGAUGACCGACGACAUGAGCGAUCUGGAGUUCAGUACAGCUGUAUGUCAUGAAUUUGGCCACGCUCUUGGCUUCAUUCAUGAACAGGCAUCCCCCGUUGCUAACAUCCAAUGGAACAAACCGGUAGUGUAUGAGUAUUACAAGCGGGUCUACAACUGGGAUCAGAGUGCAGUUGAUUUCAACCUGUUUGCAUCUGCGAAGCAGGAGGAUGUCAUUAACUCGAGAUACGACCGAACAUCUAUCAUGCAAUACUCCUACGAUGCUAGCAUGACCCUCGAUGGCUCUUCUGCACCAUGGAACCGAGUCAUCUCCGACCUUGACAAGGUCUUCGCCAUGCGACUGUACCCUAAGAAUGGUAUUCAGCGUACUACUACAGACGGCGUCUACUUCAUUAACCGUGAGCGCAACGGUUUCGAAGCUUCCGGAAUCGCGUACUACUCGAAGUUCGGUAACAAUGAUGGUCAGCAACCUGACACCUACGUCGAAGUCUCCAAUGGAUCUUUCACUUGGUGGGAAAAUGGUGGAGAAGCCACCUUUAGUGGAAGCGGACAUGUCAUCAAGUGGAACUUGGCUGACGAUGCUGGACGAUCACCACUCUACACCAGAGUUGGUUUUGCGGACAAGGAGGGCGAGAAGUGGAAUGUUUAUCGUGAUGACAACCGUGUCUUGUUUGAGCAUGAUGGGUGGCAAUUCCGCGCCGUGUUCUGGGCCUUUUGA